Molecule: messenger RNA, 1332 nt
Organism: Diversispora eburnea
Lineage: Eukaryota; Fungi; Glomeromycota; Glomeromycetes; Diversisporales; Diversisporaceae
Source: the annotation of a GenBank genome assembly
AUGGACGGUACUCAUGGCAUUUUGACGACACGUAAUUUGGAACCACCAAGUAUUAUUAAAUCGUAUAGAAAACCAAACCAAGAAUAUAAAAGAAGAAAAAUUCUUGGAGAGGAAGGAGAAAUUCUUGCAAUAAAGUCAAUAUCCAAAUCCACUUUAAGAAAAAAUCCUUUAAAUAAAGAAAAAACAUUGGCAUACAUGAUUAAAAAACGACAAAGAAUAACGGAAGCAGAAGUUAGAUUCUUUAUGCGACAAUUAUUAGACGCGUGCGAUUAUAUGCACAAAAUGUUUGUCAUUCACCGAGACUUAAAACUUUCAAACUUAUUUUUGACAAAUGAAAUGAAGGUCAAAAUAGGAGAUUUUGGACUAGCGGCUCAAUUGGAACGAGUAGUACUAUUUGGGCAUGAUGGUCAUAGUUUUGAAGCAGACUUAUGGUCUUUGGGUCCUCCAUUUCAGAAAAAUAGUGAUUCUCAUGAAAUUUAUCGAAGAAUAAAAGAAGGUGCUUAUGAAUUCCCAACUUAUAUUACAGAUGUUUCAAAAGAAGCGAAAAGAAUCACGCCACAAAAGAUUCCAUUAUCAGCAUUAUUUAUAACACCAACUUUUGAUUAUCAUAAUCAAUCCGUCACCAUCAAAUCUCAGACAUCUUAUGCAUCGCAUAUGAGUAUUCCAAUACUUGAAACUUGUUAUACAACUUUGAAGUCGGAAUUUAAAAAUUCACAAGAAAAGAAAAAAAAUAUUAAAGAUAUUUUAGUUGGAAAUGUUCGAAGUGUUAAAAGUGAUUUAUCGAUUACUCCACGAGUGUUCAUUAAUAAAUGGAUGGAUUACUCAAAGAAGUAUGGAUUUGGAUAUCAGUUAACAGAUGGUUCAACCGGAAUUUAUUUUGAUGACGAUAAUACAACUUUAAUAAUACGUACUCUUUACACCGUAAAGGAAUAUCCAAAAUUUUUAACAAAGAAAUUUUUUACAUUACAAAAGUUUGAAAAAUACAUGAAAGAAACUCUUGUAAAAGAAAAUACUUACACCUAUGUUGAUCGUGAUAGAACGCGUAAUAUGGUAUUCAUGAAGAAAUUUAAACGUUCUCGACACGCAAUGUUAUUUUGUUUGAGUAAUUAUUUAGUACAGAUAGUUUUCUUUAAUCACGAAAGGAUUAUUUUAACAGAAGAAGGACGUGUCGUAACUCAUAUUAAUGAAAAGGACGUAACCAAUACAUAUACUUUAUUAGAUAUUUUAGAGGGAAAUGAUCAAACUCUUAUAAAUAGAUUGGAAUAUAAGGAUAAUAAUGGGAAGGAAGAUGUCGAACAACAGAGAAGAAGUAAAAGAUCAAAGAUUAAUUAA